Molecule: messenger RNA, 705 nt
Organism: Cynara cardunculus var. scolymus (artichoke)
Lineage: Eukaryota; Viridiplantae; Streptophyta; Magnoliopsida; Asterales; Asteraceae
Product: protein NDR1-like
Exons: 1
Coding region: 1-705 (234 amino acids)
Biological process (GO): defense response to other organism
Source: RefSeq, a predicted model, not a curated record
AUGUCGGACGAUACGGAUGGUGUUGCUGCAUGCGUAGCAGUAUCAUGCUGCUGCAUGUCUUCCAUAGGACUUCCAUUGAUGUUCUUUCUGAUUCCAUUAUACACCAACCCUCACAAUCCUGCAUUUUCUGUCCAAAAAUUCUACGUUCCAGCUUUCAAUAAGACAGCCAAUAAUUCUACAUCUAGCACCAUUGCCUUCAACAUCAAGCUUCAAAACCAAAACACAGCCAUUGGGCUUUACUACGAUCAUUCCGUCAACCUCACCAUCGCAUACACCUCUAAACAAACCAAUGACGAAUUCAUAUGGCAGUAUUCCGUCCCUAAGUUUUAUCAGGGCAACGCCCAAUCAAGACGGUUGGUAGACGAAAUCCAGAUGGUUGGGGAGAAUGUGGCGGUGUGGAACCAGACGGUGGUGGCGGAGAAUGCCUGGACUCCACGUUCACGGGCUAUGAUGACGCGGUUGGAGCCGUUGCAGCUUUUCAGGGUUGAUAUUGCCACUAAGGUGAGGUUCAAGUUGGUUGGGAAUCAUGGUAAACUGCUGGUGGUCAGUGCUCUGGUGCCUGUAAACCCCAACUCCGGUGAACUGUACACCAAACACGGGAUUAUGACGAGUGUGGCCUCACGGAUUGGUUGGAGUAGUGGUGGUCAGGUGGUGGUGUUGCUGGUUUCUACUGUCAUAAGUAUCAUCUUCGUAUAUGAUCUGUAA